Messenger RNA from Perca fluviatilis (European perch), 2442 nucleotides. RefSeq lists its product as uncharacterized. Gene Ontology annotation, molecular function: nucleic acid binding. NCBI's taxonomy places the organism in Eukaryota, Metazoa, Chordata, Actinopteri, Perciformes, Percidae. The transcript is spliced from 2 exons. The coding region runs from base 15 to 1562 and encodes 515 amino acids. The record is from RefSeq and is a predicted model, not a curated record. Gene Ontology annotation, biological process: DNA integration.
UUUGGGACAACUUCAUGGUCCACUAUGGAAUCCCUGAGCGCUUGCACAGUGACCAAGGACCUGACUUUGAGUCACGGACAAUCAAAGAGCUAUGCAAAAUUGCUGGAAUCCACAAAAUCCGUACGACUCCCUAUCAUCCCAGAGGGAAUCCAGUCGAACGAUUCAAUAGAACAUUGCUGAACAUGCUGGGAACACUUGACAAUAAAGACAAAUCACAGUGGCGAAACUUUGUGAAACCCUUAGUACAUGCGUACAACUGUACGAAGAAUGAUGUAACAGGGUUCACACCUUAUGAACUCAUGUUUGGUCGCCAACCAAGGCUGCCCAUCGAUCUGGCACUUGGGUUACCCUUGAGGGAUGGUGAGUACAAGUCUCACUCACAGUAUGUACAAAAGCUCAAGUCUCAUCUGGAAGAGAGCUACAAGAUAGCCACCCAAAACGCCACAAAGAUAGCAGCAAAGAACAAGGCAAGAUUCGACAAGCACGUCAAUGCCUCCAAGUUAGAGGCUGGCGACAGAGUGUUAGUGAGAGCUGUCCGUCUGCGCGGCAAACAUAAGCUUGCUGACAAGUGGGAGUCGGAUGUUUAUGUGGUGGUGAAGCAAGCUGGGGAUCUUCCAGUCUACAUCCUCAGACCAGAGAGCAAGGAAGGCCCUUUGCGGACUCUUCACAGAGACCUCCUACUUCCCUGUGGUUCUCUCCCACUGAGUGUUGAAAAGCCAGAUUUGCCAAAAGCACGCAGGCCACGAACACGCAAGUCAGUUGAACAGUCUGAUGAUGUCAAUGACCAGUGUGACUCCGAGGAUGACAUUCCAUACGAGUGGUUCAGAGAACAGCCAGACAAAGAAAUUGGAAGAUUUACAACUGUCUAUGAAAUUCCCAGAUCAAACAUCAAUCCUGAGUCCACCUUCUCAGAGAACGAGGGAAGAAACAUAUCCAAACCUGUCGAUGCUCCAGUGGGUGAAGAUCGCUUACCCGUUAAUUCAUCUGGCGACUCAUGUAGCGCGGAUACAGGAGACCUACCUGAUGCUCUGCCAGCUGCUGUCGGGAGUGGAUGUUCGCCUGCUACUUCUCGUACAACACCUGAAAAAGAAACGAGGGCUAAAGAAUCGACAAGUGUAUACUUACCUUUCAGUGUCCCUGGAUCUGCUGGAGAUGACCUUACUGAGAAAACUAUACAAACUCCUGAAAAGGAUGUCCCUGUUGAAAGAAAAGAGAGAGAGAUGGAUGAUGGUGCACAAGUUACCAGUGAUACAGUGCCAUCUGAAAGUAUUGACACUGAUGGACAAAGCAGCACUGUAAGACGUUCAACCAGAAACAGAGAAAGACCUGAACGACUGCAGUAUUCACAUCUUGGAAGCCCACUUAUAUCCAUUGUCCAGUCUCUGUUUCAAGGCCUCACUACGGCUCUUACUGAUGCUUUGUUGGAAGUUGAGGAUUCAAGAACAAACCUGAACUCAUCCUUCAGACCUGUUACUAAACAGCCGCUCCCAUGCACAGAGGCGUGCAUGAAUUCAAGAGGGGAGGGUGUAACCAAGCACGGAGCAGAGUUCACUUCCCCUUGAGCUGUUGGAAGAACAGAGAGCAAACCCCGCGUCGAACGAUACCUACCUCGUCAAGACAUUCCAAUAAAAGUUGUUAAAACUCGGAUUAAAAACUCUUAAAACAAUCCAGUGUGGAGCCCUGGACCUGUGAGAGUGCAGCCGGAGAGAACGGACGUGUCCCUCACGAAGAAAACGCAUCGGUGAGCGAUCGUUUUACCAUGCUAACCGCUAACGUUAGCGCUAGCCGCUAACACUAGCGCACCUGGAGCGCUAGCUGAGAUGCUAACUAGCACAAUGGCAGACACCAUUCACUAACGCUAAAACCAUUAGCUUGGUAUGUUAAAGCUGCAGACUUAAUCCAGUGCUGUGUAAUAUGUUGCUGUAUAAUUGUUACACACUUAACUGUGGAAUGUGUUGAUUUAGCACUUUUAUCUGUGUAUUUUGGGCACAUUAAUAUUUAAAUUAUGUGUUACAUUUUAUUUGAGAUGUGUUUAAACAUGCCUUCACAUGGCCAAGGGUACACACAGUGUCUGCUUACUAGUAUCUGUUAUUUUGUGUUCUAUUAUGUGGAAGCAGUAUUUUGAUAUUAUAUUGAAGAGGUUUUUCAAUCAUCAUCUCUAAGCAUAUUUUGAGAAUAGUUUACCGAUAUUGUGAUAUCGUAUUACAAUGUUUAAUAUGAUGAUUUAACAUGAAUAAUAUUCUAGUUCAUGAUUGAAAGCUAAAAGAAAAAAGCUAAAUGAUUGUUCUGACCUUACUCACUGUAGGUCAGGUUUUUUUGUUGGACCCUUUGAACCUUUGAUCUACCUGGAUGUUGGAGCCUGGAUCGAGAUAUUGAUGGCGAGCCGCAGCCCAGAGGAGAACUAGAGAUACGGCGCCUGCAGAAUUCAACACUUCAUUACAU